Messenger RNA from Salvia splendens (bonfire salvia), 1380 nucleotides. RefSeq names its product cytochrome-c oxidase/ electron carrier. The record is from RefSeq and is a predicted model, not a curated record. The transcript is spliced from 4 exons. NCBI's taxonomy places the organism in Eukaryota, Viridiplantae, Streptophyta, Magnoliopsida, Lamiales, Lamiaceae. Gene Ontology annotation, molecular function: nucleic acid binding. The coding region runs from base 1 to 1380 and encodes 459 amino acids.
AUGGUGGGAAAGAGAAAUUUAACAACACCACAACGCAAUGCAGUUGUGCAGUUCCUACUUCGAGCAUCCGUCAACGGCAAACCAAAGAGGGGCAUGUUCAAGGCCGCUGAAGAAAAAUUCAACAUAUCUCGAACAUCAAUAUAUCGGUAUUGGCAAGCUGCGAAGAAGCAACAAGAACAAGGAGAAACAAUUAACUCAGUCAGCGGCAAAAUAACAAAAGGAUCAAGGUGCAAACGUGUUACUCUUGAUUUAGCUUUGCUUUCUUCUCUACAUUACACAAAAAGAGGGUCAAUCAGAUCAUUUGCAGUGGGUUUGCAAUGUAGUAAGACAACUGUAGGGAGAUGGGUUGAUGCCGGACUGAUCAGAGCACACACAUCAGCAAUUAGGCCAGAUUUAACAGCCCCGAAUAAGCUUCUAAGGUUAAGAUUCACAUUAGAUGCCUUAGAACUAGACAAGGUAUGCAACCAAAUCAAGUUUAGGAAUAUGAGUAACACUAUACACAUUGAUGAGAAGUGGUUUUACAUGUCCCAAGCAUCACGCAGAUUUUAUUUAGCACCUGAAGAAGAUGAGCCACAUAGGAGUUGUCAAAACAAGAAUUUCAUACAAAAAAUUAUGUUUAUGUGUGCUGUGGCAAGACCUUUAUUCGCAGAUAAUGGUGAUGUAUUGUUUGAUGGGAAAAUUGGAAUAUUUCCCUUCACUGUUCAAGUACCAGCACAAAGAAAGAACAAGAAUAGAGAUGCGGGCACAAUAGAAACUAAAGCUAUUCAAAGCAUCAACAAAAAUGUGAUCAAGGACUGCAUGAUUAAUAAGAUAAUUCCAACCAUUAUAUCUAAAUGGCCAAAAGAUGCAUCCAAAGACAUUUUUAUACAGCAGGACAAUGCAAGACCACAUAUCAUGGAUACAGAUCCAGAAUUCAGGGCAGCUGCAUCACAAUCUGGUUUCAACAUCAGAAUGGUCCAGCAACCCCCUAAUUCCCCAGAUACCAAUGUCAAUGAUUUAGGGUGGUUCCGAUCCAUACAAUCACUUCAAGUGCAGACUGCAUGCAAGACAGUGGAUGAUCUAGUUAAGGCUGUUGAGAAAUCAUUUGAAGAGUUAAGCCCCACAACACUAAACAAUGUAUUCUUAAGUUUGCAGGGUUGUUUUAUAGAGAUAAUGAAGAACAAAGGACAUAACAGGAUGUCUGAGGAACCAUUUAGGCCGAGAGCGAAGCUCAUUGAGAAGCAAAAACUUUUCCAGAGCAUUCACAAACACAUCCAUUUGAAGCAGCCGACGGAUAAGAUCACAUCGGUUGCCAUUCCUUUGGCUUUGGCUAGCACCUCCUUGUUUCUUAUUGGAAGAGGGAUAUAUAACAUGUCUCAUGGGAUCGGGAAGAAGGAAUGA